This is a messenger RNA of Melanaphis sacchari, 2692 nucleotides long. Its product is annotated as ribonucleoside-diphosphate reductase large subunit-like. The transcript is spliced from 13 exons. Gene Ontology annotation, cellular component: ribonucleoside-diphosphate reductase complex. Gene Ontology annotation, biological process: DNA replication; deoxyribonucleotide biosynthetic process. Gene Ontology annotation, molecular function: ATP binding; ribonucleoside-diphosphate reductase activity, thioredoxin disulfide as acceptor. The record is from RefSeq and is a predicted model, not a curated record. Lineage: Eukaryota; Metazoa; Arthropoda; Insecta; Hemiptera; Aphididae. The coding region runs from base 322 to 2625 and encodes 767 amino acids.
UGUAUGUAUUUAAAUCCAUCUUGCUGAGUACUGAGCGAAUAGCGAAUAUUAAAUUACUGUCUACUGAUACUAUAUUGUAAUUCGCGUAGAAUCAAACGACUAUUAAGUAUAUAGGAACCAUUUUGGUAAUUUGGUGUUCGUAACGUCCGUUUUGUUCUUGCUCGUUAGUCAAUACUUGUGAACUUCUUACAUUUGCGUACGUUGAUCAUUAGUUAAAGUGAAUGUUCAUUGCAACAGUCUUCGAUUGUAAACAUAAAACAUUUUAAAGUGUGCAUAUUGAUAUUGUAUUAAUUUAAAAUUAAUAUUCGAUCCAAUAUUAUUAUGGCUGAAAUAAAGAAGCAUUUGUACGUCCAAAAAAGAGAUGGCAGUAUUGAGAGUGUUCACUACGAUGAAAUAAUUGCACGUAUUAAACAGUUAUGUUAUGGCCUGGAAAAAAUUGAUCCAGCUGCUACUGCAAUUCAUGUAAUCAAAAAAUGUCUUUAUACUGGCAUUACUACAUCUCAACUUGAUGAUGCAGCUGCUGAAAUGGCAAUUACUAUGGCUACUAUUCAUCCUGAUUAUGAAAAACUAGCAGCUCGUAUUGCUAUUUCUAAUUUGCAUAAACAAACUAAAGAGAAAUUUAGCGAUGUGAUGAAUAAUAUUUACAAAAAUGAUGAUUAUUGGAAUAUUGGUUUAUCAGAUGAUAUUUAUGAAAUUAUCAUGAAAAAUAAAGAUCAAUUAAACGAGGCAAUUAAUUAUGAAAAUGAUUAUAACUUGGACUACUUUGGAUUAAAAUACUUAACCCAACAUUUUUUAGUUAAGUCUGAAAAUCAAACUAUAGAACGGCCUCAACAUUUGUUUAUGAAAGUAUCUGUAGGUAUUCAUGGAGAUGAUAUUCAGUCAGCUAUUGAAACAUACAAAAUGUUAUCUGAAAAGUUAUGUAUGUUUUCUCCUGUGGUUAUGCAAUUGCAGCCAGCUGCUAGAAAAUUAAAUGUAUCAGUUAUAAGUCAUUAUUCAAUAGCAAUGAUGGCAGAUAGCAUUGAUGGUAUUUAUGAUACUCUUAACCGUUUGUCAACAUUUAUUUUACCUUAUUCAAGUACUGCUGUCCAUGUGCACAAAAUACGUGCUGCAGGCACUUAUAUUAAAGGCAGCAAUGGAAAAUCUAGUGGUCUUCCUCUUAUGUUGAAGCAAUUUGAUUCCAUGGUCCAUAAAACAGAAACAUUAGAAAGGCCCAAGAGUAUUAGAGGCAUAGCAAUUUAUUGUGAAUUAUGGCAUGCAGAUAUAAUGAAAGUUAUUGACCAAAUUAGAAAGACUACUAUUGCAGAUAUUAAAUUAAAAAACAGUCAUUUAGCUUUAUGGAUACCUGAUGAAUUCAUGAGAAGAGUUCAAAAUGAUCAAAUGUGGAGCUUUAUGAGUCCUGAUCAUUGUCCUGGUCUUAUAGAAGUUCACGGAGAAGAAUUUGAUAAACUUUAUAGAGAGUAUGAAUUGAAAAAUAAAAGUUUUGUUAUAAGACAAAUUGAAGCAAGGAAGUUAUGGUCACAAAUUAUUCAAUCUCAGAUUGAAACGGGCUUACCACUUUUAUUAUUUAAAGAUGCGUGUAAUGCUAAAAGUAAUGAAUCUCAUUUGGGAACAAUUCAGUGUGCUGGUAGAAAUGGAGAUACUGUACAAUUUACUGCAUCUGAUGAAGUGGCCACAUGCACUUCAGCUUCUAUUUCAGUAGAUAUGUUUUUAACAUCAGAAAAUGUUUUUGAUUUUUCUAAACUUAAGAAAAUAGCAAAAAAAGUAACUUAUGAUUUAAAUAAAAUAAUUGAAAACAAUAAUACUAUAUUUAAUGAGGAAGAACGAUUGAAAUUUGGUUUAAAACAAAAUCAAUUAGCCAUUGGAAUUGGUAUCCAAGGAUUAGCAGAUCUAUUCAUUAAAAUGAGAUUUCCUUUUGAUAAUAAAGAAGCUAGAGAUCUUAAUAUAAAAAUCCAUGAAACUAUUUAUUAUGGUGCUUUAGAAGCAAGCUGUGAACUAGCUGCUAAAAAUGGACCAUAUAAAACUUAUUCAAAUAGUCCUACUAGUAAAGGGUUAUUACAAUUUGAUUUGUGGAAUGUAAAACCCUCUAAUUUAUGGGAUUGGAAUAGUCUAAAAGCAAAAAUUUCGCAACAUGGACUACGGAAUUCUCUGGUUACAGUUACUUCAAAUACCGAAAUUGAGUCUGCAAUUUUUGGAAAUGUGAAUUCAAUUGAACCAUUAGACACCAAUAUUAAAAUUAGAUAUAUUUCAUUGGGAGAAAGUAAACCAAAAAAAAUUCAGGUUGUUAAUCCAUACUUAUUAAAAGAUUUACACGAUCGUAACCUCUGGGAUGAGAAUAUAAUAUCUGAAUUGGUGAAUAAUAUGGGCUCAGUACAGGAAAUCAAAUGCUUGCCAGAAGAUUUAAAACAAUUGUACAGAACAAAAUGGGAAAUUGAUCAAAAAGCUUUGGUAGUUAUGGCCGCUCAACGUGCUCCAUUUAUUGAUCAAUCACAGGCUUUUUCUCUUAAUAUGGUCAAAGCAAAUGAAGAAAUAAUUUCUGAAAUGCACAUAUCAACAUGGAAAAUGGGUUUAAAAACUGGGGUAUGUCAAUUAAGGAUUAAGCAAACUGAAGAGGAUCUAAGAGAUUAAUAAUUUCUGUAAAUAUUAUGUUUUUUUUUUUUAUUAUUAUUAUUAUUUUAUUUAAAAAUUAAAUGUG